UCCGGCCCGAUUCCGGGUCAUCCGUUUGUCCCGGCGCCUUCGGCAUCAUGUCUGCGCCUCGCUGUAGGAGAAAACGGAGAAAAUAGAAGAUCCGCGGUGUUUGGUCCGGAGUCUCAUGGUCCACAUGAAGGAGGCUAAGCUCGGAGGGUGCGCAUGUGUCUUGGUGUUGCUAUUUUCCGGGCUUGUCGCCUGCUCCGGUGUCUUUGGAAGCCCUUUGACUGACGAUGUGGCCACACUGGACACACUGAGAGAAAACAUUCCCAAGGAUUACAAGAUUCGUGUUCGUUACAUUUCCAAAGAAGUGGGAGGGAAGUGCUGGGUUCACCUGAACCUGUAUCCAGCAGAGAUCAGUUUGAAAAAUUUAGCCCUGAAGUUUGGCAACCUUUCAGCCAACAGAGAAAAUAUUACAAUCUUCAUCACCAUGCUGCAAGGACUUCGCUUCACCAUCGAUAACGACGAGCUGGAGUCGACGAUGCAGGCCUUUAAGUGUCAUUAUCGGAGUGCACGCUGGUCCACCAGACGUUAUUUUGACCACGUCAAAGAAGUUCUUGUAACAUUUGCCUCCACACCCCAUCAGUUUUACUGUACUCCUCCUUCGUGUCCCGCCCCUACUACACCUCCAGUUACGUCAGAACGGCGUGUGAUGAACAGAGCGAUCCCUGGUGUUCUAGCGUUACUCGUCAUUCCCUGUCUUGUGGCACUUGUGCUUGUUCUCAGAACAGUGCUUCGUCGUAAAAUGUGCUGUGUAAAAUGGAGUGGUGAGCAGACCGAAGAUGUGGAGCCACAAAGUGACCCUGAAGCCAGUAUAGAUGCGUCACACAAUGACAAUGAAUCAUGUUUCUUAAAUAACCAAUACAGGGUGCAGCAGGUUGAGGACACAGGAGUUUAAUCCAGCACACCUGAUGGCAUUCUUUGGAUAUAUGAAGUGCAUAAUGAAGGGCGUUGAACAGAAACCCAGGAUCGAACGAUCUCUCACCACCCUUCUUUGUGGGAUGAAAAUUUGUACUCUAAACAGUUAGCCAUGUGUAUGAUGAAUACCCAACAAAUGACCUCACUUUCAAGAAUCUUAACAUCUUCCGCCCCCAGCACCGGACUCUCCAGCUGCCCGAUAGAUAGUAAAUCAAUGCGCUUUUGCUGGAUUGCACAAACAAGAAGGCAUCCUCGAAAACAGCCUGCUGGAACGCUUUGGUGAUUUAGUGGUUUGGCCGGAACAGGAAGCGCAGCUCUUUUGAAGAAGUGGUCACGGCAGAGGCGUGACCGCUGCGAUGCCUGCGGCAGGUCCGUCUCUUUGAGGCUGUCUGCUGGUGCUCCAGGCCUUAUUUUUGGAGGACAAACGGCUUUUUUGUGUGCACUGCCGAGGCUUCCUGCACGUUGCGGCACAGUACUACGGCAGAACAGUGGGCGUACUUGUCCUGGCGGCAUGCACAGUCGGGAGCGAUGGAUGGCGGAUGAAAGAUCCGUUGCAGAUUGUAGUUCAUUCAUCGUUUCAGGAUUUCUCUGUGCGGACAGUGGAGAGUGUCAACUGAUGUGGGUGUAAGAGGUACAACGGUGGUGACGGUUGCAUUGUGUAUUACAGGAGUGUGUUUGUUUGUGUGGGAAGCAUGAUAAGAGGCAUCACACUCAUGUUAUUAAAAGCCAAGGUCAUCUUGUAUGCGGGAUGGAUUGUUUGUGGUGGUCAAAUUAAAAUGCAACAAUUGUAUGAGCUGGCCCACUCCAAAAGUACGUCCUUUUCAAACCGAAAAAAACAAAGCCGGCCCACUCUUACCACUUAAUUCGGCAUUAAAUUCCUGUGGUAUGGCAGUGAUCCGAACCCAUACAAAUCUGGCAUGCAAGAAUACAACCAGAGCACCGCAUUGAUCAGACUGUAGUCUUACAGCCGGGCAACUUUUGGUCCCAAAUUUUUUUUUUUUUUAAGAUUUCUAAUGAUAUAAAAAAAAAGAAAACCUUAUGGCUGCUUAUCAUUGAUUACCUUUUUAUCCUCAGGAUAUUUGCCAUCACUAUAACUGGUUCUUAUGUAGAAAUCAACACAAAUAGUCCAAAUGAAUUUGAGGUUGGCUUUACACCGUACAUAACCAACUCCCUAGUGUUGAAUUAACAGGAAGUGUUAAAUCGACACUGGGGAUUUUACACUGUAUGGCUACAGUAUUCCUAGGUCGUGAAUUGUGGAUCGGUGGUCAUAGAAUCCAGAGGCAAUUUUUUUCCUCCACUGUGACAGUAUCUACUAUUUUCUUUUAAUGCUGCUACAAUACUUGUGUAAAAACCACCAACAGGAGGACGACACACAAUUGUGCAAAACUCAGUGGCAAAAAAAACAAAACAAAAAAAAAACAUGCUUAUGCUCGGAGAUGAAUAUCCUUAUUACCUCAAGCUCGUGUUGUAGAAUGUUCCUGUUUGUGCGAACCUGUUGACUGAUGAUAUAAGCAUCGAUCCGGGCUCCUUUAAAAGGGAUCUUCAUCAUAUAACCUAAUAUUUAUUGGGAUCAUCUUAUAAAGCGUGACGCUUACUAAUGAUAAACGAGCGCUGCGAAGGGUUCGCACAGAAUUUUAGCUCUGUCACUAAUAAACAUACAAACAGGAGGAGAAAGAGCCGACUGUUUUCGUGACAAUAAGCAGAGAGUCAAAGUGCAUGAGAAUCGAGGCCACAUGAUGGAACUGAGUCACAUCCCAUAAUUCGAUUCUCACUUGGUGUGUCUGUUUCACUUGGCUUCCGAAGACGGGUUUAUCCAUGCAGCUGCCCCGGACCACGGCUUACAGUACGUCUGGGCUGAAGUCGAUAACACAGGACUGUCUAUUGACAACGUUUCGAGGCAGAGAUUGAUGAAGAGGAAGCGGUGCUGAACGUCCAUCAUCCUUCCGAACAUUGUGCUGAGCAAUUUUCUCCCUGACUCAGAUUCAGUGCCAGUAUUAAAAAGGGCAAUUUGCUGCCCAUUCAGGUUUAGGUGGAGGAAGUCUGAAGCUCUUUUGUCCCUCCUAGCUCAUCAACUGUCUCUCUUUCUCAUUAACAAUGCGUCCGCUGUCCACUAUUGUCAUAAAGCGUGACCUCCGGCUCGCGAUAUAUGAGGUCAGUAAUGGCAGACUGGCUAUCAUCAACCGCGAAGGAGCUUUGACAAAGACUUCUCUCAUGCGUCCACAGACACACCGCUUUUUAUGGUGUUAUUAGUCAUACUCCGGACUAAGCCCACUCUCUGCACACCAACUCGGAUCUGAACAGCACAGCUACACACAAGGCACACAUAUAGCCUGUGCACUCACAAUCCAGACACCGCUAAUCAACACCAUAUGAUUCUAGCAUCAUUCAGUGACUUCUUGAGUCAGACCGUAGCACCGAGUGGGGGAAUAAGUCUGUGACUCACAAAACUGUCUGUUUGAUGUCACAACAAGAUCGAAAUCUCAUGUCAAAGUUGUAAGCGAGCCAAAGGGUACGUGGCAUGUGAUGUUUGUCUCUUCUUCUUCUUUUUUUUUUUGUAUAAUUUAUUUAUUGGUUACAAUGACAUAAAUAAUAAUGUGUCAUACUGUAUGAUUAUGCUAUUCUCCAAUGUUAACACCAGAAGCAGUAUUUAUUUUAUCUUCAAUUUACUUGACCAGUAAUACUUGACACUAAUUAUCCUGCAGGAUUUCGCAUUUUCAAAGUAAAUACUUGCCUAAUAUACAGAGCUGGAUUUAUUUAUCAGUAAGCUAACCAGUUUCAUUUUGUUCAAUGUAACUAAAGUGAGCUAAUGCAAAAUGGACCAAAAGGUAGUUUGCUGUCCCGCUAAUUCAUCUUCCUAUGCCUUACUUGUCAAUAAGCAA
Clarias gariepinus (North African catfish) is the source of this 3788-nucleotide messenger RNA. RefSeq names its product kit ligand b (gene kitlgb). Bases 116 to 889 code for a protein of 257 amino acids. Gene Ontology annotation, biological process: cell adhesion; positive regulation of cell population proliferation. The record is from RefSeq and is a predicted model, not a curated record. The transcript has 8 exons. NCBI's taxonomy places the organism in Eukaryota, Metazoa, Chordata, Actinopteri, Siluriformes, Clariidae. Gene Ontology annotation, cellular component: plasma membrane. Gene Ontology annotation, molecular function: stem cell factor receptor binding; cytokine activity.